AUGUCUGACGAGGGUGUCACAAGCAGAGCACCUGCUGAGGAUCUCACAAGCCGAUCAUACGAUUAUAUCAUCUGUGGUGGUGGCACAGCAGGUUUGGCCGUCGCAUCUCGUCUUAGUGAAGACGAAAAUGUCACCGUUGCGGUCCUCGAAGCUGGGGGCAAUGCGCUAAACGAUUUGCUUGUUGAUGCCCCAAGCAUGUACACGCAGACCUGGGGGAACCCAAAUUAUGAUUGGGACUACAAGACAGUGCCCCAGAAAGGGACCGCGGGUCGAGUUCAUGGCUGGAUCCGUGGCAAAGUUCUAGGUGGCAGCAGCGCUGUCAAUUACGGCAUGUUCAGCAUGGCCUCCAAGCAGGACCUGGACAACUGGGGAGAACUUGGCAACAAGGGUUGGUCUUUUGAAGACCUCAAGCCUUACUACCGCAAAUUCGAAACCUACCACCCGGCUUCCGAGGCCUAUGGCGAAAAAAUAGACAACAAAUACCUCGACAAGUCUUUGCGCGGAACAUCAGGUCCAAUUCAUAUAAGCUUUGCGGAAACCGACGUUACUUGGAGCCAGGACAUGUGGCCCAAGACUAUAAUCAACGCAGGAUACCUACCUGCCAAUGAUCCUCGCGUUGGUUCCUCCAUUGGCGGCUUCAAUCAGCUGUGCACUAUUGAUCCUAGGCACAACAGACGAAGCUACUCUGCAAGAGACUACUAUGAACCGGCCAAGGAUCGACCCAAUUUGUUUCUCUUGACCCACGCACUCGUAUCCAAGAUUGAACUGGAGAAAAAUGCCGACACUGUCAAGGCCACCGGUGUUCAGUUCACAGUCGACGGCUCGCCAUUUACAGUCAAGGCAAACAGGGAAGUCAUUAUUUGCGGAGGCGUCGUCAACUCUCCCCAAAUCCUCGAGCUCUCUGGUAUCGGAUCGCCCGACGUACUCCAAAAAGCCGGUGUAGAAGUGAUUGUAGAUCUACCUGGAGUUGGCGACAACCUAUGCGAUCAUUCAGCAACAGCCGUCGUUCUCGGCGUCAAAGACGAAUACCCCACCGCCGAAGCCCUCUUCCGCGACCCAACCCUCACCCAACAAGCCCUCGAAGCCUACCUAACCCACAAAUCCGGUCCCUUCGCCGCAGGCCCCACAACAGCCGGCUUCGCCUCUCUCCAAAAAGUAUCCCCAGACCUUUCAAACCCCCAAUCCCACAUCGACUCCCUCCUCGCCUCCACCACCACCAGCGACCCCGCAGGCCGCGACCCCCUCACCGCCCGCCAACUCCUCAACCCAAAGGAAGCCGUAUGCCAAUUAGUCUUCCUACCCCUAGGCAUAAAUACCUACCGCCCCGAAAACGCAAACCAGCUUCUCCCCUGCGAGGACCCCGGCAUGUGGGCCACCCUCGGCGUCUGCAGCACGCGCUCCUUUUCCCGCGGCAGCACGCACAUUACCUCUUCGAACCCCGAAGCAUAUCCCGCCAUCGAUCCAGCGUACUUUGCGCACCCCCUCGAUAUCGAUCUCAUGGCGCGCUCCGUAAUGCACGCGCUGUCGUUUGCGGAUGUAGAGCCUUUGAAGCAGAUUUUCAAGCGUGAUGAAAAGGGAGGAUUGGUGGUGCCGCAGAAUGCGUCGGGUCCGUUGCCGAGGGAUGUUGAGGAGGCCAAGGAGUGGGUGCAGAAGAAUACGGUGACCGAGUAUCAUCCUGUGGGUACUUGUGCUAUGUUGCCGAGGGAGAAGGGUGGGGUUGUGGAUGAAGAGCUGAGAGUGUAUGGGGUGCAGGGACUGCGUGUUGUGGAUGCCAGUAUUUUUCCGUUGCAUGUACAGGGCAAUAUUGUUAGUCUAGUGUAUGCGAUUGCGGAGAAGGCGGCGGACAUGAUUCGAGGGAGGAGGAGACGCCCUGAUUCGGGACACUGGGCGUGA
Messenger RNA from Bipolaris zeicola 26-R-13, 1893 nucleotides. RefSeq names its product GMC oxidoreductase. The transcript has 6 exons. The record is from RefSeq and is a predicted model, not a curated record. The coding region runs from base 1 to 1893 and encodes 630 amino acids. Gene Ontology annotation, molecular function: flavin adenine dinucleotide binding; oxidoreductase activity, acting on CH-OH group of donors. Lineage: Eukaryota; Fungi; Ascomycota; Dothideomycetes; Pleosporales; Pleosporaceae.